GGCCAGUGCCAGCCACCACCCACGCUCAGCUGCCCCGUGGUGCUGCCCUUGGUGGACUUCAGCCUCCAGCAGUGGAAAUCCAGAUCGAACGAGACCAAGCGGCAGGAGAUCCUCUGCGACCUGGCACUGCUGGUGGGUGCCGUGGCGGGGGCCCAGGGCCAGGUGACGCAGGACUGAGGGGCCAGGCAGCUGAGCCAGCUCUACCGACACGCCAGCUCCUUCCUCCUGCUCCUGCAGACCUUCAGCUGGGAGGCAGGACCCUGGGAGCCGGGGUGCUCCCCACGCUCCGCGGAGCAGACCCACGUCACCGGCAUCUUCCUCACCUACCGGCAGCUGGUGCAGGGCAAGCUGCGCUUCUUCUUCCACGACCUGGCCAAGGACUUGUGCAAGCAAGGCCAGGGGGGUGGCAGAGACUCCCGGUGCGGGGCCCGGUGA
This is a messenger RNA of Opisthocomus hoazin, 435 nucleotides long. NCBI's taxonomy places the organism in Eukaryota, Metazoa, Chordata, Aves, Opisthocomiformes, Opisthocomidae. The record is from RefSeq and is a predicted model, not a curated record.